UUCUAGGAGAUAUGGCGAAGGAGAUGUUUUUCAAAUAAUUCAGGAUAUGUUCCGUGUUAUUGCUUGUCAUUUGACGAGUACAAGGUGCCAAGCUGCUUUUCAGAAAUUUUCAAGCUUUGCGCAGUCGUCAAUUUCUAAUCACCAGAUAUCAGAGUUAAAUGCAUCAAAAAGUGCCGAUAAAUCUUUCAUUCUGCUGGAGGAAGAUAAAUCUGUAGUACCAGUUUUUGAUUUGAAUCGGAGAUUGGGAAAUAUUUUUGCUCAAUUUCGGUAUCGACAUUUUUUCGAAAAGGAAUUCACCGUUGAAGGCUUUCUCAACGGUGCAAUACAGGCUACUGUGUUAUGUGCGGAUUAUAUUCGUCAUGGGGAUUGGGGUAAUUUAAGAAGGAUUAUGAUUGAUGAAGCUGUUUCUGAGUUGCAAAUGCGGUUCGAUCCAUUUAAUAUGGAAGAUUUUGAAUGGCUGAAGUUCUCUGUUAGUGAUGUUAUUUAUUCUGUCAUCGAUUCGUCUUAUACAUGUGGUAAAAUACAACCAAAGACUUCUGGAUUGCGGUCAUUCUUUCCAUUAAAACACCGAGCUUUUUAUUCGCAGGCUAUCAUUUAUAUCAAGAAGAGCAAUAUCGAUGAAAGUAAAAGUAUUGAGCAUUUGCUAAGGAUAUCACCUCCUCGGAGCUUGCUCAUCUGCAACAUCACAUUAUCAAGAAUUUUAAACCCGCUUGGGAUGUGGAAGGUUACCCGAAUCAAUUUUUUUGAUUAUCCAUAAUGAUAACCAGGUGGAUUUUGAGAAACGUUCAGGGUAAUGUGGUCUAAAUGUAACGUGCAGGUGAAGAUCACGUUAAUCGGAUUUCGCAAACAGUAGGUCGUUGCAGCGACUGAAUAUGAAUACAUUAGUGAUUUUUCUAGAUCUUUCCUUUGAUUAUUGAUAAUGCUUCCACUGUUCUCAGGUGGUAAUCCUUUUGAUAUAGUUUUAUGACAAUUGAAAUUCUGC
Molecule: messenger RNA, 982 nt
Organism: Loa loa (African eye worm)
Lineage: Eukaryota; Metazoa; Nematoda; Chromadorea; Rhabditida; Onchocercidae
Exons: 5
Coding region: 47-757 (236 amino acids)
Biological process (GO): protein insertion into mitochondrial inner membrane from matrix; inner mitochondrial membrane organization
Cellular component (GO): mitochondrial inner membrane
Molecular function (GO): ribosome binding
Source: RefSeq, a predicted model, not a curated record